GACCCUUACCCCGGCGGCCUCUCCCUCCGCGCCCCACCCUCCUCCUGCCCCGCCCCCGCGACCCCGGGCCCGGACGAUGAUGAAGUUCAAGUCGAACCAGACGCGGACCUACGACGGUGACGGCUACAAGAAGCGGGCCGCGUGUCUGUGCUUCCGCAACGAGAGCGAGGAGGAGGUGCUGCUGGUGAGCAGUAGUCGUCAUCCAGACAAAUGGAUUGUCCCUGGAGGAGGCAUGGAGCCUGAAGAGGAGCCAGGUGUGGCUGCUGUUCGGGAAGUGUGUGAAGAGGCUGGAGUGAAAGGGACAUUGGGAAGAUUGGUAGGCAUUUUCGAAAACCAGGAAAGGAAGCACAGAACAUAUGUCUAUGUGCUUAUUGUCACAGAAGUGUUGGAAGACUGGGAGGACUCAGUCAAUAUUGGAAGGAAAAGGGAUUGGUUUAAAAUAGAAGAUGCCAUAAAAGUGCUGCAGCAUCACAAACCCGUGCAGGCCUCCUACUUUGAGACCUUGAGGCAAGGCUGCCUGGCAAACAACGGCACCCUGGUUAUGGGCACUACAUACUCGGUUACCAGUCAGAGCUCGGUGCCAGACAUUAGAUGACUGAAGACAUCCUCCCAAGAAAAACAGGAAUUGGAAAAUAGACUGAAAUCCAGAUCUCCUUCCCUCUCCCUGAUUCUCUUUGCCCCUUCUCUUCACAUGCCUCCUCUUUCAAACAAGGCAUGGGCAGCAGCCUAAGACAGAGGAAGUAUUCUUUGAUAAUGUUGCUGUUUGGUAUGAAGUGGAGCUUUUUUUCUUUUUCUAAAAAAAAUCCUCUUUGGGGGGCUGAGGGUGGGAUGGGUAUGUAUUUUGUAAAGUAUAUUUUGUGCAUGAUGUGUUUUUCCCCUUAGCACCACCUCUACCCUCUGAUGAGAGCUGGGCAGCUUCUCCUCUGCUUUGCACUCUGAAGCGUUCUUAUCUGUCCAAUUCCUAUCCUGGCCAGACAUUUCCCUCUUUUUUAAACUAAAAGAUACUAAUGCAAGACCAUCUCUUCCAGGAGUCUGUCCUGUAAUGUACUGUUCAGACCGGCAGGUUGGUCAUGGUCAGUGCAUGAUGCAUUUAUAUACACAUUAUAUAAUUGACAUAUAAUAUGUAAAUAAAUGGUUGGAGAAGGACACGUUUAAGAGUCUAAUUUUGCAGAGUUUCUUUCAGUUGGAGUGCUUCAGAAGAGAAGAGAGUUUCUUAAGUAACCUGCCUAGUAGGGUUAAUCUUUUAUUUUUUUUUGACAGUCCUAGGCCAGUUUCCCUGUUCAUUCUUCAACUUCCCCACCCUUGGUCAUUUGCUGUGAUGACCUGGGUGAGGAAAGAGUUGAAGACUUUCAGACUGCCCCUGGUGCUUAUGGCCUUCCAUCUUCUCAGUUGGUGUUGCUACUGUCAGAAGAAAACAUGAAGAACACUUUACUUCUUUUUAUAUCCCAGGCAGGAGGAGCAAGUCACCCCAGUCUAGAUCCAGUGAAAAAGUGAUAGAAUUGAAUCUCAGCCUGCCCUGAUGACAGUGGGGAUUUGAACUGGAGCUCUUGGGAUUAGAAUCUAUAAAGACCAGGAAUAGCCAACACCAAUUCUAUCCUGCCAGUUUGAAGUUCUUUCCACAGCCCUGUUUGUAGCUGAUGAACUCUCUCUCUUUGUCCAUAUGCCUUAUCGUGCUGAACUGGAUAUCGUAUUUGUGCUAAAGCAUCUGACUGUGCUUCCCCCAGAGUAGCCGCACGUGUUCCUCCUCUUCUGUGCUAGGACAACCAUAUUGUGUCCCCAAAAAGAAGCAUGUGAAGGGAACAUUCAUGUGCUCACUAUCGUGCUUAUGGUGUAGCAGCACUUAUAAUUUUACCAUGGAGCAUGCUCAGAAUAUUGUUUCCUGCUGUGGAUAUGAAAGGUACAACUUCUGCCCAGAAGUACUAGUGUAGAGGACUCUUAAUCAUUUAUUAGAAUAGCUACAUAAUGUAUUGGCACACUUUAAACUCUUUUAUUGGUUUAUUGAUGUUUCAUACUGUCAGUCUUUAUUUGCCAACUGUGUUUAGUUGGGAAAUAAAAAGGAAAUGGUUGUGAGUUUGUGGGAUGGGCGGGGGCAGGGCAUUAGUUAAUCCCUGGCUUGGGACAAGAGGUUGUUGCUGGGUUCUUAGUAGCAUCUCCUUUGUCAAAACAUAGCCAAGAUGUGAAAUUAAAUCUGCAGUACUCUUUUAUUUAAUAAUUCUAAUAAAUAUUUAGACUUUCAAAAAGGGUUUUUUCUUCCGUCCCACUAAAAGAGGAACAAAUAAGUCUGGUAGACCUAUCAAUUUAGUGUCUGACUGGAAAAGAAGGUAGCCAAUUUUAGAAGCUUGCAGACAGGAAGAUCACAGCAAAGCAAAGCUUUGGAACUACAGGGCCAAGAAGCAAUACAAGCAUUUUUGUCAGAAUACACUAAUCCCAUACUAAUAAAGUAGUUUUUAUAUCCAUGG
Molecule: messenger RNA, 2459 nt
Organism: Vombatus ursinus (common wombat)
Lineage: Eukaryota; Metazoa; Chordata; Mammalia; Diprotodontia; Vombatidae
Gene: NUDT3
Product: nudix hydrolase 3
Exons: 5
Coding region: 77-595 (172 amino acids)
Biological process (GO): adenosine 5'-(hexahydrogen pentaphosphate) catabolic process; diadenosine pentaphosphate catabolic process; diadenosine hexaphosphate catabolic process
Cellular component (GO): cytoplasm; nucleus
Molecular function (GO): diphosphoinositol-polyphosphate diphosphatase activity; endopolyphosphatase activity; bis(5'-adenosyl)-pentaphosphatase activity
Source: RefSeq, a predicted model, not a curated record